CGUGGAGUGGCAAAACUCGGCUAGGAGCUGGAGGAGCAGCCGUUCGUUAUUAUUUUCUCUGAUUCUCAUUUAUCUAUUGUUACUUUACUAUUCCCGUCUUUAUCUUUUUCUUAAUAAACAAGAGAGAAAGAGGUUACUCGGCCGAAUGGAAUGGAUCAUGUCCUCGUCGUCGAAUUUCAUCUAAUUAGUCGUAGCCUAUAAAUAAUACUUCAACGUUCAAGACCCUCUCCGAUUCCCAGCGUUGCAAGCCAAAGAAGUCUCUCUCUCUCUCGUUCAUUCUUCAUCACACAAGAAACAGCGUCGAAACCGCAGAAUCUCUCUCUCUCUCGGAUUUGAUUUUUCUUUUUCUGGGUUGUGAAUUUUGCUUGUAGGGAAGAAGAAAUGGGAGGUGGGAAGGAUAAGCAUAAUGAGGAUCAAGAUAAGGGAUUGUUCAGUCAUUUGGGAGGGCACGGAGGUCCUCCAGGUGGCUACUACCCUCCGCCACCUGGCGCCUACCCUGGAGCUCCUCCUCACGGCUACCCUCCGCAACAGGGUGGCUACCCUCCGCAAGGGUACCCGCCACAGCACGGCUACCCUCCGCAACAGGGUGGUUACCCUCCACAAGGGUACCCUCCUCAGGGUUACCCUCCUGCUGGUUACCCCGCUGGAUCGUCUCACCACACAGGUCAUGGCGGACUAGGGGCAGUGAUUGCUGGGGGUGCAGCAGCAGCUGCAGCUGCUAUGGGUGCUCACCAUGUUAGCCACAGCGGCGGCGGUUACGGCCACAGUGGCGGCCAUGGUGGUGUUGCUCACUAUGGCGGUGGAUACGGGCAUGGACAUGGUGGCAAGUUCAAGCACGGGAAGCAUGGCAAGUUCAAGCAUGGUGGCAAGUUCAAGCACGGGAAGCAUGGGAAGGGCGGGAUGUUCGGUGGAGGCAAGUUCAAGAAGUGGAAAUGAUCAAGAACACGCACUUGAGAUGCCAUGGAUGGACGACUAUGCUUCUACAUAUAUAUCGAUACGUUUCCCCUUUUUGCAUCUUACGUUUCAAUAAAAGUUCAUACAAGUUGAUGAUGUAUGUCUCUCGUGUUGUUGUUGGCUGAUAUCGGUAUACUAUUUGAUCAAGUUUCUAAACACGGAUUGAUAUUUUGGGGCUUAUGUGGCCUCCUAAGUCCUAGCUCUGGGUGAUCUUUGUACAGAAGAACUCUUGUUUCAUGGGUUUUCUUGGAUGAUAAUUUGGUGACUACGGUUCUGAAUUUCUCAUGUCCAAUGCCAGUGCUGUAUUCUAGCAGCUGAAAUUCCGCUUGUUUUCCGAUUAUCAGAGAGCAAAGCAGCAGCAAACAGCAGACGGGCAGUAGGAGAGGAAAUUUGUCGCCGGGAAGAUGUCGGAUCGUCUGACGAGAAUCGCGAUUGUCACUCCCGAUCGCUGCAAGCCGAAAAAGUGCCGCCAGGAAUGCAAAAAGAGCUGUCCUGUUGUGAAAACUGGAAAACUGUGUAUUGAGGUUGCUUCUGCGUCUAAGAUAGCAUUCAUUUCUGAGGAGUUGUGCAUUGGGUGUGGUAUCUGUGUUAAGAAAUGUCCGUUUGAGGCUAUUCAGAUCAUCAACCUCCCGAAGGAUUUGGAGAAGGAUACCACUCACCGUUAUGGUCCCAAUACAUUCAAACUGCACAGGUUACCUGUGCCUAGACCUGGACAGGUUCUCGGCUUGGUUGGAACCAAUGGUAUCGGGAAAUCAACAGCAAUCAAGAUCCUGGCUGGAAAACUGAAGCCAAAUCUGGGCCGCUUUAAUAACCCUCCAGAUUGGCAAGAAAUAUUGACGCACUUUAGAGGAUCUGAGCUCCAGAACUACUUCACUCGUAUCUUGGAAGAUAAUUUGAAGGCUAUCAUAAAACCUCAGUACGUUGACCACAUUCCGAAAGCUGUCCAAGGAAAUGUAGGACAGGUGCUUGAUCAGAAAGAUGAGAGGGAAAUGAAAGCAGAGCUUUGCGCUGAUCUCGAUCUGAAUCAGGUCUUAGAUCGUAAUGUUGGGGAUUUAUCUGGUGGAGAGCUACAGAGAUUUGCGAUUGCUGUGGUUGCCAUACAGAGUGCAGAGAUUUACAUGUUCGAUGAACCUUCAAGUUAUCUUGAUGUCAAGCAGAGGCUCAAAGCUGCCCAAGUUGUUAGAUCUCUGCUCCGCCCCAAUAGCUUUGUGAUAGUUGUGGAGCAUGACCUUAGUGUGCUGGACUAUUUGUCUGACUUCAUCUGCUGCUUGUAUGGAAAACCUGGUGCCUAUGGAGUUGUUACUUUGCCCUUCUCCGUUAGGGAAGGAAUCAAUAUAUUCCUGGCUGGAUUUGUUCCUACUGAAAACCUGAGAUUUCGGGAUGAAUCUUUAACCUUCAAGGUAGCGGAGACUCCCCAGGAGAGUGCUGAAGAGGUUGAAACAUAUGCACGAUACAAGUACCCAACAAUGUCCAAAACCCAGGGAAAUUUCAGGCUCCGCGUCGUGGAGGGUGAAUUCACUGAUUCUCAGAUUGUUGUUAUGCUGGGAGAGAAUGGCACAGGAAAGACAACUUUCAUCCGGAUGCUGGCUGGUUUACUUAAACCUGAUGACGUGGAGACUUCAGAGGUGGAGAUACCCGAGUUUAAUGUUUCCUACAAGCCGCAAAAGAUCAGUCCCAAGUUUCAAAAUACUGUUAGAAAUCUGUUACAUUCAAAGAUACGGGAUUCUUACAUGCAUCCCCAGUUUGUAUCAGAUGUUAUGAAACCUCUGCUUAUUGAACAACUGAUGGACCAAGAAGUAGUGAAUCUCUCUGGAGGAGAAUUGCAAAGAGUUGCAUUAUGUCUCUGUCUUGGGAAGCCGGCUGACAUUUAUCUAAUCGAUGAGCCUAGCGCAUACCUUGAUUCCGAGCAGCGUAUUGUUGCUUCGAAAGUCAUAAAAAGGUUUAUCCUUCAUGCAAAGAAGACGGCGUUUGUCGUGGAACAUGAUUUUAUUAUGGCUACUUAUUUGGCCGACAGAGUGAUCGUUUAUGAGGGACAGCCAUCUAUAGAUUGCAUAGCCAAUUCUCCCCAGUCAUUGCUGACCGGGAUGAACCUUUUCCUAUCUCAUUUGGAUAUCACAUUUAGGCGAGACCCUACAAAUUUCAGGCCUAGGAUCAACAAGCUGGACUCGACCAAAGAUAGAGAACAGAAACAUGCUGGUUCAUACUAUUACCUGGACGAUUGAUGACUGGGACGUCUAUGCAUCUACUGGCUCAUAUGAGUCGUUAUCAGUACUUUCUCAAGUGAUUUCAGGGCCUUGCUUGGAGUGAUUGUGCGGCAAGAUAAUUCGUUCGUGAUCAUAUAGCCAGAACUUGAAUCAUGGUCCUUGACUCGAUUCUUCAGUUGAAGAGUCUGCUGAGCCUUACUGUUUUGAGCUAUAAUUAAUCCAUAGUAGUGGCCGUUAUCCAACACUUGUUCUCUAGAAGCCUUGUUUCUUGUUCCCGCUAGUUUGUUCAUUGACAGCAGUAGUAGGUAACUGAACCAUUUGAUGUAAGUUGGAAUGUAAUGUUGAAAGAGUUUUCGGCCUACAUCUCAGAGUGUCAUAUUUUGUUAGGCGGCCACCAGCCUCUGUCGGAGUUGUUGAAGGGCAUGGCGUUUUUGGAAGUUGAGUUUCAUGCCCAGUUUUGGUGACUUCAUUAAAUUCUCAUUUUAGCUAUACAUGAGACAGUGUCUUACUUAUAUAAAUCGGGUUUGAAAAUGUGGUCCUUUUCUUCCUCUAUUUUUUGUUUGUUUGUUUCUGAAUGAGCUUGCUUGUUUUCCAAGUAGGCACAUGUAGUUCGGGUGUGCUCCAUAUUGCAUUAUAUCUAAAUCUAAUCGAUAAUGGAACUUGAUUGAAUAUAUUUUGAUUUGAUUUCAAUUCUACAAAUUA
Messenger RNA from Linum tenue, 3860 nucleotides. Lineage: Eukaryota; Viridiplantae; Streptophyta; Magnoliopsida; Malpighiales; Linaceae. The record is from the annotation of a GenBank genome assembly.